Molecule: messenger RNA, 715 nt
Organism: Manis pentadactyla (Chinese pangolin)
Lineage: Eukaryota; Metazoa; Chordata; Mammalia; Pholidota; Manidae
Gene: SSR4
Product: signal sequence receptor subunit 4
Exons: 6
Coding region: 141-659 (172 amino acids)
Cellular component (GO): endoplasmic reticulum; membrane; endomembrane system
Source: RefSeq, a predicted model, not a curated record
AGUACCGCCCGCUACGUCACAGGCCCGCCCGACCCGCCAGCGCCUGGUUGGCUGCAGUGCCUGCUUACGCGUCGCUCUUCCUCUUCUGCCCCUCGUAUUGAAGGGAAUCGUUCUCUUUCUACCUCGGCAGAGAAGAGGUGAUGGCGGCGCUGGCAUCUCUCCGUGCCCUGGCGCUACUCCUGCUGUCCAGCCUCUCCUGCUGCUCAGAGGCCUGUGUGGAACCCCAGAUCACUCCUUCCUACUACACUACCACGGACGCUGUCAUUUCCACUGAGACUGUCUUUAUCGUGGAGAUCUCCCUGACAUGCAAGAACAGGGUCCAGAACAUGGCUCUUUAUGCUGAUGUCAGUGGAAAACAAUUUCCUGUCACCCGGGGCCAGGACGUGGGGCGUUACCAGGUAUCCUGGAGCCUUGAUCACAAGAGCGCUCACGCAGGCACCUAUGAGGUCAGAUUCUUCGACGAGGAAUCCUAUAGCCUCCUGAGGAAGGCUCAGAGAAAUAAUGAGGACGUUUCCAUCAUCCCACCACUGUUUACAGUCAGUGUGGAUCAUCGGGGCACUUGGAACGGUCCCUGGGUGUCCACUGAGGUGCUGGCUGCAGUCAUCGGCCUAGUGACCUACUAUUUGGCCUUCAGUGCCAAGAGCCACAUCCAGGCCUGAGGGUGGCAGCCACAGUCUCCCCCUUGCUUCUUUGAAUAAAUGGUCACUGGCUAUCA